Messenger RNA from Arabidopsis thaliana (thale cress), 1360 nucleotides. Its product is annotated as S-adenosyl-L-methionine-dependent methyltransferases superfamily protein. Bases 117 to 938 code for a protein of 273 amino acids. The transcript has 2 exons. Gene Ontology annotation, molecular function: S-adenosylmethionine-dependent methyltransferase activity. The record is from RefSeq and is marked reviewed. NCBI's taxonomy places the organism in Eukaryota, Viridiplantae, Streptophyta, Magnoliopsida, Brassicales, Brassicaceae.
AAUAAUCACACCACUCAUCAGUUAUCCAUUCCUUUCUUUUUACAUAAAUUUUGUCACUUUUUCUACAAACGAUUCUUCGCUUCUGUGAAAUUUGAUAAAGCGAAAGUUUUUUUCUUAUGGAUUCUCUUCGAUUCAACCUCCAACAAUCUCCAUUUCAAUUGAAACCUAGAAUUCUCCGACCAAGAAUCACCAACAUAUCAAACCGAAUCGAUGAAACCGAUCCUCGACCAUCAUCCUCGGCCGGUAGGAUCCAAAGGUUAGUACUUAACAACGAAGGUCGGACCAAACUAAACGCCGAUCCUGACCGUGAAUUCUAUUCAUAUCCACGGUUCGUGAACCACGUAGAUGAUAGUUUCAUAUCCUCCUUAACCGAACUAUACAGAAACCGGUUGAGACCCGGUUCGACUGUACUUGACUUGAUGAGCUCAUGGGUCAGCCAUCUUCCAGAAGAAGUGAAGUACGAGAAAGUAGUAGGGCAUGGUCUUAACGCACAGGAGCUUGCUCGUAACCCUAGACUCGAUUACUUCUUCGUCAAGGAUCUUAAUGAAGAUCAGAAGUUCGAGUUCGAAGACAAGUAUUUCGACGCUGUUUUGUGUUCUGUUGGUGUACAGUAUCUACAACAACCCGAAAAGGUGUUUGCAGAAGUGUAUAGAGUGUUGAAACCGGGAGGAGUGUUGAUAGUGAGUUUUAGCAACCGGAUGUUUUAUGAGAAAGCAAUUAGGGUUUGGCGUGAUGGAACCGAAUACAGUCGGAUCCAAUUGGUGGUUCAGUACUUUCAGUCUAUUGAAGGGUUUACUCAGCCGGAGAUCAUCCGGCAACAGCCUGGAGCUCAGAUAUCGGUUUUGACUCGGCUUAUGGGUUUUAUCGGUUUAGCUUCUACGCCCGAUCCUUUUAAUGCUGUCAUUGCUUAUAAAAAUUUCAAACCUAUUUAUGAGUAACACGCACAUAAAAAAAAGUGUAUAAGAAUUGGAUGGGAAGUUUUUGAAGAAAAGGAAAAAACCUCUCAACCAAGUCCAGCUGGAGAAACUUACAAUACAAAUUUUUAAAAAGUGGAGAAUGAAAUUACAGAUUUCAAUCAAAUUGGAAGAACCUGUAUUACACAAGAAAUAAUUGACAGAAAGAUUACACACUUUGGAAAAUAUAAUUAAUAUAUAGUUUUCAAUUAGCAUGCAUUGUAUGUGAUUCGUUUUGUUCGAAGAUUCAUGGACAAUAUCCAAGCAAGGUAGCCUUGUCCCUCUUCAAACGAGUAUCACGAGUUGCUUACUUUAUGGUUUAGAUUCUAUAAUAACAGUAUAUAUAUUAGAAGGAAGUCUUUUAUAUUAAAACAAAAAUCCAUUGUAUAUGUACACUAUCUAUGUUC